AUUUAUUUUCCAUCUUUACACAAUCCGAUCUCUUCCCAAUUCCCAUCCCUUUUAUGCUCAACCUCUCUUUGCCUACCUCCGACUUCUCGUCGUCGGAAUUCCGGCCACCUUCGCCGGAAAACAGGUCAAAGUAAUUUAAAAUCCCUAUAAUUCAAACUAUUGAGUAAAAAGAUUUGAGGAUGAGUCGCUUGCUUUGGUGCAGCAGCUGCACUAAAAAACAGCCUGUUGAAACAAAUGAUUUGUAUACAUGUUGUACUUACUGUGGGAAGGUUAUUGAGCAAGAUAUAUACUCAAAUGAACCAAGUUUUGUCAAGAACGCAGCAGGGCAGGUCGGUGCUUUGUGUUAGUCAGUUGGCUGGGAAUUAUGUGAGGACUGUACAAGAUGACAAUGGAGUUUCACGGCAGAGGACACUAGAUAGGGCCCAUGAGAAAAUUACGAUCAUGGCUGAUAGCUUGGGUAUAGAGGGUGGAGACCAAAUAGCGCUGCCAGCUUUACGAUUCUACGAAAUAGCUCUUGAGAAGAAUUUCGUACGGGGACGUAGAGCUGAACAUGUUGCAGCUGCGUGUCUUUACAUUGCAUGUCGGGAUAAAAACAAACCGUUCCUUCUCAUUGAAUUUUCAGAGUCAUUGCGAGUUAAUGUUUAUGUGCUAGGUGCUGUGUUUUUGCAGCUUUGUAAAGUACUGCAUCUUCAAGAGCAUCCGAUUGUUCAAAAACCAGUGGAUCCAAGUCUGUUUAUUCACCGGUUUGCAAAUGGUCUGCUGAGGGAGGUAAACUAUGAGGUAGAGAAGACUGCUUUACGGAUAAUGGCCAACAUGAAAUAUAAUUGGAUGCAGACAGGAAGAAAGCCUAGUGGCUUAUGCGGGGCGGCACUGUACAUAUCUGCUCUUUCACACGGUUUCAAGUUUUCAAAGGCGGAAAUAGUAAAGAUUGUACAUAUUUGUGAAGCCACAUUGACCAAGAGGUUAAUCGAAUUUGAGGGAACAGAAUCAGGGGGCCUUACGAUAGAAGAAUUCAACCAAAAAGCCGAGGAGCUUGAGAGAAAUUGUAGUACAGUUAAACAUACGAAUUCUGGGGACAGCAUGGCUAAAAAAGAGGAUUUGCUUUGUGAACAUAGAGGUAGUGGAAAGCCUCAUUUUGCUCAUGGACUUUGUGAAACUUGUUACCAUGAGUUUAUAAGAAUAUCAGGAGGUCUUGAUGGGGGCUCAGAACCCCCUGCUUUCCAGCGUGCUGAGAGGGAAAGAUUAAUGAUGGCAUGUGCAGAUGAAAUGGCUGCAGAUUCUCUUUUGGAACCUGCCAUACUGGAAAACAGUUGUACAAAUCUAAAUUUGGAGAAAGAAUCCGGACUCGGUGCUGCAGGAAGUGACCAAAUGACGAUGAAAGGAGUCCAAGCUCAGUUUGAGGCUGUAGAUGUUGCUGAUGAGGAAUUCGGGAAAGCUGAUGUGGGUAUAGAAGAUGACGAGUCAGAAACCUUAUCAGACAUUGAUGAUGAUGAGGUUGCCGGUUACUUGCAUAAUGAAGAGGAGUCACACAUGAAGAAGAUUAUCUGGGAGACAAUGAAUCAGGAAUACAUGGAGGAACAAGCAGCUAAAGAAGCUGCUGCAAAGGUAGCAAUGAUGGCCAACUUUCAGAAUGGUUUAGUACAGCCUGAAGCCAAAAAACUAGUUGAUGAAGCUAUUGCAAAUUAUGCGAAGUUAAAAAAGGGACGUCAGCAAAAAAGAGCAGCUGAAGCAAAGAAUAUUUCAACUGCUGCGGAAGCAGCUCAUCAUAUCUUGUCCAAAAAGAGGAUAAGUUCAAAACUCAACCAUGAGAGAUUGAAGGAACUGUUUGGUGAAUCUCAGGAUAUUACUGAGAACCCGAAGAAGAGCAGGACGGAAACCAACGUAGAAAAGAAUGACGUAUCUUUGACUAGCAAAAGUGAAGCUGUAGUUGAGAAUAAGGAGGACGAGUUGGAGGCAGAGGACGAAUAUGAAGAAGAGAAUGAUUAUGGAGACUACCAAGACAAUUCAUAUUAUUACAACGAAGAAGAGUACGAAGUUUUUGAUGAUGGCUUGUUCUGACAGCUCCAACUUAGAUUUAUUGUCUAGACUAGAUUACAGGGUAUUUAUUGAUAUAUGAAGUAUUAUUUAUUGCACUCAAUUCUCUCUUUCUCUGAGUAACUAAUAAUAAUGGUAUGGGGAGGUUAGAAUAUAGAACUAUAUCAUUCUUUAUUUUCAGUAGAUUUUUCACUUGGUUCAUUGUAAAAUUCUAUAACUCAGAUUUUUCAGGACAUGGAUUUAUAGUCAUGUGUAGAACAUAGGAGUUUGUAAAGCUUUUUUUGACGUUUGUAACUGAAUCACUACACAUUUUCGUGAUGUUAAGUGAAAUUAUAUGUUACUAGUAGUAAGAUUAUUCUUUUUGACUGA
Messenger RNA from Beta vulgaris subsp. vulgaris (sugar beet), 2403 nucleotides. RefSeq lists its product as uncharacterized. Gene Ontology annotation, biological process: DNA-templated transcription initiation; transcription by RNA polymerase III; transcription preinitiation complex assembly. Gene Ontology annotation, cellular component: transcription preinitiation complex; nucleus; transcription factor TFIIIB complex. Gene Ontology annotation, molecular function: RNA polymerase III type 3 promoter sequence-specific DNA binding; TBP-class protein binding; RNA polymerase III general transcription initiation factor activity. Lineage: Eukaryota; Viridiplantae; Streptophyta; Magnoliopsida; Caryophyllales; Amaranthaceae. The record is from RefSeq and is a predicted model, not a curated record. The transcript has 20 exons. The coding region runs from base 235 to 2058 and encodes 607 amino acids.